AUGUCGGCAUGCCACUUCGUCCCGCUGGCGCAUUAUGAUUGGAGUCUACACCCGGCGCUCGAGGCGGUGGCCAUUCCCUGGAAUCCCACGGCAUACUGUCUAAUCGCGGGCUUCUGUGCGGUGUCGCUGUGGAUGACGGUGGAACUGACGCUCCAGGUGCUGUUCACGUUCCGGCGCCACAAGGGCCUCUACUUCUGGUCGCUGCUCAUCUGCACCUGGGGGGUGGCGCUGCACGUCCUGGGCCUCAUCCUGAAGCUCUUCAACGAGAGCAACUGGAUCGUGUCGAGCGUCAUCUUCAAGAUCGGCUGGGUCGGCAACGUCACGGGCUUCUCGCUCGUACUGUACUCGCGGCUGAACCUGGUCGUACACGACCGGCGCAUCCGCCGCGCCGUGCUCACCAUGAUCAUCACCGACGCGUUCCUGCUGCACACGCCCAUCAUCAUCUUCGACUUCGGCAUCUCCUCGCCGCACCCGCACAUCUGGUACCUGCCGAUGAAGGUCAUGGAGCGCAUCCAGGUGGUGUGGUUCAGUGUCCAGGAGACCGUCAUCUCACUCAUGUACAUCUGGUGCACGCGCGACUUCCUCAAGGACGUCUACUCGCGCCAGACCCACCGGGUCAUGCAGCUGCUCAUCACCGCCCAGGUCAUCGCCGUUGUCUUCGACGUCGUGCUUAUCACCGUCGACUGCAACAACAUGUUCACCCUCAAGGUUGUCAUCCACCCCUUCUGCUACGCCGUCAAGCUGAAGCUCGAGUUCAUCGUGCUGAACCAGCUGCUCGCCCUGAUCAAGCACGGCAUCGCACCCAGCAGCUUCCCGGCCCCGGACGAAGAGUCGCCCGACGCCAGUGGACCGACGCCCCCGCGGUCCGGCACGCGGGUGGGCGUCAAGCUGGACUCGUCUUUCGUGAGCACCGAUAUCACCGCCACCGACGUGCGGGACGCUGCAGCCAUUGACAUGUCGCGGAAAGAGUCGGUACUUCUGCCCUCGGGCGGACUUGGGCGAGACAUGGAAUACUACCGGCGAAGGCACAAGACCAGCACUACCGAUAACGAGAAUGGUGAUUCUGGGGUUGCAGGAGGUCAUUCCAAUCACAGGAACGGAUCGACCGCAGCCCAACCGCCCCCGAAUCCUGACCCCGAUGCAAUCGAACCACUUCCACUCACUGGCACUCCAUACAUAUCCCCUUCGCCGCCUCCGCCGCCGCCUGCUCCUCCUCCACCUCCUGACCUACCGACCGUGACUUCUUCACCACCAAGAGCGGCCCCAGAAGGAACAUCAAGGCCGUCAUUCGAACCGCAACCGCCCGCGCGAUCCCUCUCGGACCCGACACCGCUGGGUACCGCGCAGAGGGAACAGGACUCCGAGGCGAUUGUCGCCCAGAUCGAGAGGCAUUAUCUGGGGAAUUGGAAUGGGUAA
This is a messenger RNA of Fonsecaea erecta, 1416 nucleotides long. RefSeq lists its product as hypothetical. NCBI's taxonomy places the organism in Eukaryota, Fungi, Ascomycota, Eurotiomycetes, Chaetothyriales, Herpotrichiellaceae. The coding region runs from base 1 to 1416 and encodes 471 amino acids. The transcript is spliced from 2 exons. The record is from RefSeq and is a predicted model, not a curated record.